Messenger RNA from Schistocerca serialis cubense, 3529 nucleotides. RefSeq names its product mitochondrial basic amino acids transporter-like. Bases 235 to 1782 code for a protein of 515 amino acids. Lineage: Eukaryota; Metazoa; Arthropoda; Insecta; Orthoptera; Acrididae. Gene Ontology annotation, molecular function: high-affinity L-arginine transmembrane transporter activity. Gene Ontology annotation, cellular component: mitochondrion. The record is from RefSeq and is a predicted model, not a curated record. Gene Ontology annotation, biological process: mitochondrial L-ornithine transmembrane transport. The transcript is spliced from 7 exons.
CCUCGAUAAGAAGCGACGAGCGGUCCCCGACCAAGGCCGGGCGCUGGGCGGCGGGCAUCGCGCGAGUCAGUCCGGGGGUGGACCGCCGGCGCAGCAACCCGACACCGAGACAUGACGCUGGUAGCCGCUGCCUCGGAGCCUCGCGAAGCCAGACCGCGCUUCUUGGCCGCCAAGCGAUAUUCAGAGGAGACGCCCUGGUGAUCUGAACCCGACUGAACGACCACCUGCGACAUCAUGGCGCUCGACUUCGUCGCUGGCUGCCUCGGCGGUUGCGCUGGGAUAUUAGUGGGGCAUCCCUUGGAUACUGUAAAGGUACAUCUUCAGACGCAGAACCAGCGCGCACCUGCCUACCGAGGAGCCUUCGACUGCUUCACACACAUUUUGCACAGGGAGUCGGUGGGGGGCCUGUACCGCGGCAUGGCGGCGCCGCUGGCGGGCGUGGCGGCGGUGAACGCGGUGACGUUCGGCGUGUACGGGCUGGCGGCGCGCUACCUGGGCGCCGACUCGCUGCGCGGCCAGUUCGCCGCCGGCGCGCUCUCCGGGCUGGCGCAGUCGGCCAUCUGCGCUCCGCUGGAGCAGCUCAAGACGCGCGCACAGCUGCUGGGCGUCGGCCCGCUGCAGUGCGCCGCCGACACGCUGCGCCGGGAAGGCCCGCGCGGGCUCUUCCGGGGGCUCGCCGCCACCGUGCUGCGGGACACCCCCGCCAUGGGCAUCUACUUCGCGACGUACGAGGCGAUGACGCGCGGCAGCGCCCCCGCGCCCACGUGGCUGGUGCUGGCGGCUGGUGGCACGGCGGGCGCCGCCUCCUGGCUGUUCACCUACCCCGUGGACGUGCUCAAGUCGCGCCUGCAGGCCGACGGCGGCGACGGCCGCCCCCGCAGGUACUCGGGUAUGGCGGACUGUCUGCGGCAGAGCGUGCGCUCGGACGGCUGGUCCUUCCUGACGCGCGGCCUGGGCAUCGUGGUGGUGCGCGCCUUCCCCACCAACGCAGCGUGCUUUUUCACCGUGACGCUGGUACUGCGCUGGGACCAGGAGCGCCGGCGUACUAGCAGCCACGGACACCGGCAGCUGCCGCCCGCCGUCGGAGAGCACGACUCCGGCUUGCUGCAGCUGCAGCCGCCGCGCCCUGCCGCCACCUGGCACCGCGGCCACCAGGACGACCUCUUCGGCUGGAGGCGUAGCCUGGCGCGAGCCACGGGCUGCAGCUUCCUCAAGCUGGAAGGCCCGGCGGCCAACAGGGAGGAUCAGAGCGAGGCAGCUGGGGGCCAGUACGAGAGCGUUCACAGACUCUUCUUACACACGGCUGACUUCACAGAGAGCUCGUGGCUGAGCAGUGAAGAGUUCCUCUCCCCUCCUGAAGGCGAUGCUGAGCGGAAGAUCGAGGCGGGGCAGUUGGCGGUUUCGGAAAAGGGCGAAGUAGGGAGCAUGGUCGCUGACAAUCUUUCGAAAGGGUUUGAGUCUGAAAUAGUCCGGUCCCAAAGCGGAAUGGCCUCUUCAACCAGCGAAGAAAUCUCGACAACGGUGUCAAAGUUAGAUCCCAAAUCGGACGACAUUCAGAUAAUGGGUAGUCCGGCGAGUGGCUUGGUGAGGAAGCCGGACGCCGUGCGCCACAUCAGCCGGGAUGCUGCGAACCGUACGAUGGUGGCGACGCAGGUGGACUUGUUCCAAGGGUAUAUCGUGCCACCAGACGACCUGUGGCUGGACCAAGGAGUCGGCAAUCACCUCGAGCGCGGAAAGCUAGCCGCCACACGGCUCGACAAAAGUCGUUCCUUGAACGACUGAAUCAAUAGUAGGGACACACGUCUCCAUAUGUGAGGACGGAGAGUUUUCAUUCGUAGUGUAAAAUGAGGGCCUUCUUACAAUGAAGAGGCCGCAAUCAGGCAUAUUCUGAUUCUGAUUUCAUUUAUUUAAGUCGUUUCCGGAUUGAACACUUCGUGAUUUAUGUCGGUGGCGUAGUAUUCUUUUCAGGUAGUGCACUCUUGGUCUGUGGCUCACAGUGUUUAUGUGGAAACGUAUUUACAAGAUAUGUAAUGUUACCUGUAGCCAGCCCAACUGUGAAAUACGAUCGACAAUUGGGUUAAAAAUUACUCGACUGUUGCUUCUUUUUUGUAAGUUUGGUCCAUUUCACCGUUUGAUACAUCAACUGGCGCUGGGUGUAAACGCACACUGCGUUCUCCUCCUGUGGACUGCUUGAAGACGGCGCAAAAUAGACAAAGUGUGCACCAGCAUUUACAACGAGUCGUGCUCUAAAGCUUAUAGCACUAUGUGUAGGCAAAGGUAUAGUAGAUGAAACAACAAAGAAACGAACAAGCGACUGUAAUGCUAACUGGGAGAGUGCACAAUCCGUCUGAUAUGAGUAACAAAUGCUUGGAUGUGGUAACGGUUUAACUAAAAAAUUCAUCAUAACAAAAUGUGACUGACUGCUGCCUGUUCAAUACAAGUUAACGAACUUCGCAGUAGAUAAUUUCCCAUUUUUCCCAUUCCGAUAAAUGUUUUUAUAUUACUCGUAAAUGAUGCUGAGCUAUAAUGUCAUGCUAUUUAUAUUUCGCUGAAUUUAAGGAUGAUAAAGGAUAGCCAGCCUGUAGCCCCAGUGGCUGCUGAGUGCCUUUAUUUGGUUGUCAGUCACACACCUGUCAGGAAUCAGAAUCAAGGACAAGAGGAUCACAUUGUUCUCAAACUGUUCAACAGCAUGAAAUUUAUAGACUUUGAGGUCACAUUUUUCGUUUUAAUAGAACAUUCAUUUGACCUAAUAGCUUUCUUUACAGUUAUCGUUCGAAGCAUAGUUAACAACAGUGUAGAGUUUAAGAUGACGCUAUUACAAUGAUAGUUAAUAUGUUACAACUUACGAUAUUGUUUUCCAUUUAUCUGAUACAGUUUGUCUUAAAUAAUAUUGAAGUUUUUAUGUAUUGGUAACAACACUCCCUUCCUCACAUGGUUUCUUAUCUAACAGUUGGGGACAGUUACGUCCAUAGGGUAGUUUAGCAAGUUUUUAUGUUUUCUAUUACAACUGCAGUACAUAUAUAUGUGAGAGUUGUGGAUUCAAGUAAUAUUUUAGUUCGGGAUCUUCGUACGCCCUACAGUGUAAACGUUUUAGUAAUGAAUUCAAUGAGUUACCUAGCUAAACUACAGCCUCGCUGAAAUCAGUAUAUCCCCGCUAUCCUCUUUAGGGGUGGGGCUAAAUCUCUGUUUUCCGUUGCACGUGUCUUACAUAAAUAACAACUUUCUAGUCUUGAAGGUCUAAUGUUGACGAUGGUAAGUUUCUCAGUAGGUGACACCUGACUUCUCAGCUUGGGCUGUGCUAUCUGUAGAUAGUAGUAACUACAUACGUAAUUUUUUAUCUUUGUAUUUUAAUGUCUCGCUUAAAAGGACGAGACAAACUCUUCCAAAGGCAAAGAUGCUACAUAUAUUUUACAGAUUCACUGUUCAGAAGCUUAUAGUAUGAUAUAUUCAUGGAAUGGCCAAUGUAAACGAAAGUAAUUAAUACUCAACUGUAUAUAUUGUAAGAAAUAUAAAUAUUCUCAAAGAGAAA